Molecule: messenger RNA, 1681 nt
Organism: Vollenhovia emeryi
Lineage: Eukaryota; Metazoa; Arthropoda; Insecta; Hymenoptera; Formicidae
Gene: Lrr47
Product: leucine-rich repeat protein 1-like
Exons: 4
Coding region: 208-1545 (445 amino acids)
Molecular function (GO): protein binding
Source: RefSeq, a predicted model, not a curated record
AAAGUGUAAACUGCCAUGUUUUUAACAUUUCCUUAAAAGUGUUGCCAAUAAGUAUAAUGUUGAAUAGUGUAUGUUAUGAAAUGAAGAAGAAUAACCAAUGAGAAUUAUUGAACCAGUUUCAACAUAUAAAAGCGCUUCGAAAUGAAUCGAAAUACUCUCCGCUUAUAAGAUCGAUAUGUCGAUUUCUCGCUGAGAGACCACUUGUAUAUGUAUAUAAACGUUUCGGAGGUUAAGUGUGCCGUUUCACGUUAUUGCCGGCAGCGUCGGUCAAGUCCGAUUCCGCGAGCGAUCAUGAAGUUUCACUGCAAAGUUGAGAUUCAUGAUAGAACAUUGUCCGUCUGCUCGCAAAAACGAUCGCAGUCGAUCUUGGCGUUGGUGAAAAACUCGCACGACGUCAGUGCCGACGACACGUACCUGUACCUGCAAACGCGGCAAAACAAGCAAGGCAUCAAGUACCGGAUUGUCGACAAUAUAGAACAAGUGUUCACGAGGUUUCUCGCAGACGGCAAAAUAACGAUAAGACUGACGCAGCCCUGUCACGAUCUCAUCAUUCAGAGCAAUACGAUUCAGUUGAAAAACCUCCUUCAUAUACUGAAUCGUCUAAGAGACGCGCCAUCUCGAGACCACAACGUUUUCAUAAAGCAAUAUGCUUUCAAGCCUAACGUGUCCUUCAACUCGAGUGAUUUCUCCCAAGGAAGAGUGAAAGUAGCCGUGAGGAAAAUAUCCGAGUAUCCGAUUUUACAGGGUUUCCCACGAACGACGGAGCACCUCAUUUUAAAAGGACUGAGCAGAAGGUCAUUUGAUCGGCAAAUUUUGUGCCUGCAAAGUUUAAGAAUUCUAGACUUGUCAAACAAUAACAUCUCCUAUUUGCCAAAGGAGCUCGGCACCUUACCCCACCUUCAGCAGCUUCUACUGUCCAACAAUAACCUUGGAAAGUCACCUAGAUCCAAGUGGGCAUGGUUAGAGCAAACUGCCAUUAAGCACAAUUUGUAUUUCUUAGAUAUAAGUGGUAAUUUGUUGACCGAGUUGCCAGUGCAAAUAAAAAAUCUUAAGGCUUUGGGACACCUCAAGGUCAGCCAAAAUGCAUUGACGCAUCUACCACAUAAUAUCAAAGCUUUGAAAAAUCUCAAAAUUUUGGACGUCGCAAGUAAUCAUUUGUCCUAUUUACCGGCGACAAUCACGUACCUGCAACUAGACACUCUAAAUGUUACGGAAAAUCCCUUUACCUAUGACGCUAACAAUCACGUUUAUAGUAAUCAAAGUACAACGGGCGUGAGAGUACCAAGCCUCCUCCAAAUUUCAGCUAAAAGAGUCCUCAAGUCUAGGAUAACGUACGAUGCAAGCACAAUACCGUAUACAUUAGUGGAAUAUUUGGACGAAGCGAAAUGCUGCCACUUGUGCAGAACUGCCUGCUUUGACCACUGUAUAAGGAAAUUCGUGCAUCUACCUCUAUUAUGUGUCGAGAUCAAAAUGUCCAUGUAUACAAAUAUCAAAUUUGAAUCUUAUUUCUGCUCGUUACUAUGCGCCAACAAUUACUCUACGUAGAAUCCAACUGUUUUUCCUAUCAUUUACUUUUACCAUUCUAAUAAUACAAGUUUGUAAUAAAAUUUAUAUCCGUUAGAUGUACCAUCGACAUCAAAACAUCAUUGUUAGAGAUCAAAUAUAAGAAUGAUAUAAUUUU